GAGAUUCCGCGCGCUUGUCUCCCUCCCAGCGCUAUGGCCCUUUCAGGCCCUCAGUCCGUCCCGUUGGGGGCGCGCGCAGUGCGUGGCUGGCGGCAGCGGCGCCGGCGGCUGAGAGCGCGGGUCGCGUGGCGGUGCGUGGUUGCUAGGGGCGCCUGAGGCCGCCGGCUCGCCUAGCAGGCCAAGGGAAGAAGCAACGCGGAGCCGGCGCCCAGCCGGGGCGAAGCUGAGUCCUCUGGGCCGACGGACUUCAAGGAUGCAGCUGCUACUACUGGAGGUGCAUGGCACCUUACCUGAGCCGGGCCAUGAGGCUAUGUGGCCGUGAUGUGGACCCCUCAUGGCCUCAGCGGGAACAGAGCACUACAGUGUUGGCCUCCACCAGGGAAACAGCUUUAAGCAGAGUGGUCCCUCAGGCACAGUGCCUCCCCCACCACCUGAGAAACCCUCUGAGAGCAAAGUUUGGGCUCAGGCUCAUCAGCAGGUGAAGCCAAUCUGGAAGCUGGAGAAGAAGCACGUGGGGACACUUUCCGCAGGGCUGGGCCCGGGGCUCUUGGGUGUGCCACCACAGCCAGCAUAUUUCUUUUGCCCCAGCACUUUAUGUAGCUCUGGGACCACAGCUGUCAUUGCAGGCCACAGCAACUCCUGUCACCUGCACUCUCUCCCGGGCCUGUUCAGCAAUACCCUGCUGUAUCGCCGCUCCAACUACGGGCACCAACCAUACCAGCAGCUGGAGUCUUUGUGCUUGCGUUCAAGCCUGUCACAAAAAAGACCUUUUUCUCUCCCUCAAAAGAGCCUCCCUGUCAGACUUACUGCCAGUAAGGUCACUUCUUCCAAGGUCUCCCCCAUGGCAUCCUCAUCCACAGAUCCAUACCUCUCACUGGGAGCAGCUGGGGAAAAUCCUUCGGGGAAGAGCCUGGCCUCUGCCAUCUCAGGGAAGAUCCCAUCUCCUCUCUUCUCUUCUUCCUCUUCCUACAAGCCCAUGCUAAAUAACAACUCCUUCAUGCGGCCAAAUAGCACUAAAGUGCCUUUAUCCCAGGCCACAGAGGGCCUGAAACCAGUAUCCUCAACCAAGAUCCAGCUUGUCUCCUGGCAUCAUCCGGGGGGUACUGGAGACUGUGUCCUCCAGCCAGUCGAGCACAAGGUACCCAGGAGCCAUGGUGCUGUCCUGGAUGAGGCCCCUUCCCAGAGCACCCUGUCUACCCCUAGCUCUUUAGACACUUCGACCACCAGCGUUGCCUCUCCCCACUGCAGCCAGAGUAACACAGCCACGAGGGCAGAGCCACAUGGCCUGGAUGGUGAUUCUGUUUCCCAGGCUCUGACUAAGGAGGUUCAGUUCACUGAGGCUGUGAGGAAGUUGACUGCAAGAGGCUUUGAGAAGAAGCCGAGGCAAAGCUAUCAUUUUGAACAGUCUUAUUUCAUGAGCCCCCAUCUGCAGUGGGGUCUCCUCAACAGGAACAGACGAUGGAAGCCUCCUGUGGUAGGCCAGCAGCUCCUCGGGGAGGGCGCUGGGGCAGACAGUGGGGUCCUCCCUGGAGCCUCGGACACCUUGGAGUUGGACAGUACAGUCUUCUGUACCAAACGCAUCAGCAUUCACCUCCUUGCCUCACACACCAAUGGGCUCAGCUGCAGCCCUGCCUGUGGAUCUGCUGUCGACUCCCCACCUCUUAGAGAAGAUAAAACCCCAGUUCUGCCUUCUCCUCCUCAGUCCCUUGGUAUAGCCGAGGUGGCCACCCGUCUCUCUUCCAUCCAUCUGGGCAAACUUGGGAGGGAGGGGCCUAAGGAAGCCAGGGAGCUGGACUCACCUGCUAAGGAUAUUGGUUCAGCUACUGACCUCCAGCUAGACCAGGUUGAAGCUGAAGAUCUGGAAGAAGAGCUAAUAGAUGGGUUGGAAGACUGCUGUAGCCAUGAUGAGAAUGAAGAGGAGGAGGCAGACUCAGAGUGCUCCUCAUUCAGUGCUGUCUCCCGCAGCGAGUCAGUAGCAGUGAUCUCUCGGAACUGCAUGGACAUUCUGACCAAACCCCUUUCCAGUGAGAAAAUUAUCCGACCAGCCCUCAUCUACAGUCUUUUUCCCAACGUGCCCCCUACCAUCUAUUUUGGCACUCAGGAUGAGAGAGUUGAGAAACUCCCCUGGGAGCAGAGGAAGCUUCUCCGGUGGAAGAUGAGUACAGUGACCCCCAACAUUGUCAAGCAGACCAUUGGACGGUCCCACUUCAAGAUCAGCAAGAGAAAUGAUGACUGGCUGGGCUGCUGGGGUCACCACAUGAAGUCUUCUAGUUUCCGAUCCAUUCAGGAGCAUCAGAAGCUAAACCACUUCCCAGGUUCAUUCCAGAUUGGGCGAAAGGACCGACUGUGGCGGAACCUGUCCCGCAUGCAGAGCCGCUUUGGCAAGAAGGAGUUCAGUUUCUUCCCUCAGUCCUUCAUCCUGCCCCAGGAUGCCAAGCUCCUGCGCAAAGCCUGGGAGAGCAGCAGCCGCCAAAAGUGGAUUGUUAAACCACCAGCAUCCGCUCGAGGCAUUGGCAUCCAGGUCAUUCACAAGUGGAGUCAGCUCCCCAAGCGAAGGCCCCUUCUAGUACAGAGGUAUCUCCACAAACCCUACCUCAUCAGCGGCAGCAAGUUUGAUCUGCGAAUCUAUGUUUACGUCACCUCCUACGAUCCUCUUCGGAUUUACCUCUUUUCAGAUGGACUCGUCCGCUUUGCCAGUUGCAAGUAUUCCCCUUCCAUGAAGAGCCUCGGCAAUAAGUUCAUGCACCUGACCAACUACAGUGUCAAUAAAAAGAAUUCUGAGUACCAGGCCAAUGAAGAUGAAACGGCCUGCCAGGGCCACAAAUGGGCGCUGAAAGCUUUAUGGAGCUAUCUGAGCCAGAAGGGAGUCAAUAGUGAUGCCAUCUGGGAGAAGAUAAAGGAUGUUGUUGUCAAAACCAUCAUCUCGUCAGAACCCUACGUGACCAGCCUGCUGAAGAUGUAUGUGCGGCGGCCCUACAGCUGCCACGAGCUCUUUGGUUUCGACAUCAUGCUGGAUGAGAACCUCAAGCCCUGGGUCCUAGAGGUGAACAUCUCCCCAAGCCUCCACUCCAACUCCCCACUGGACAUCAGCAUCAAAGGCCAGAUGAUCCGUGACCUUCUGAACCUGGCAGGCUUUGUUCUGCCCAAUGCAGAGGAUGUCACUUUCAGCUCUAGCAGCUCCAGCAGCUCCACCACCAGCCUGCCCAGCUCCCUCAGGGACAGAUGUCAAAUGGCCCCCGAGUACUUCACUGCACAGAAGAUGAAGAAAGCCUAUUACCUAACCCAGAAAAUUCCUGAUCAGGACUUCUAUGCAUCUGUGCUGGAUGUCCUAACACCAGAUGACGUUCGGGUUCUGGUCGAGAUGGAGGAUGAGUUUUCUCGCCGUGGACAAUUUGAACGAAUUUUUCCUUCUCGAAUCUCUUCUCGCUAUCUCCGCUUUUUUGAGCAGCCACGAUAUUUCAACAUUCUCACCACUCAAUGGGAACAGAAGUACCAUGGCAACAAGCUCAAAGGAGUAGAUCUGCUUCGGAGUUGGUGCUACAAAGGGUUCCACACAGGAGCCAUCUCUGAAUCUGCUCCAGUGUGGUCUCUCCCAACAUCAAUUCUGACUGUCCCAAAGGGCGAUGUGACACUCAGUGCUUUCUCCAAAUCGGAGACUGGCAAGCUGGGAAAACAUGGCUCCUCCGAGGGAAACAUACCACUCUCUGAAGAUGGGACCAUGCCCAAGCCCAAGAAGAUCCAAGCUGGCGUUUCCCUUUUCUCCAGGAAACCCAAUUCCUCAAAGAACAGUGAGGACACCGGCAAAGAGCCUGGCCUCUCCACCCAGAUGUUACCUGUGAUCAAGUACUCUGGGCAGACUUCGAGACUCUCUGCUUCCCCCACCUCCCAGUCAACUGGUGACUCCCUCCUGGCUGCUGUGAGCCCAUGACUGGCCUCUCUCCCCUAACCUGCCCAGGCGCACCAGCAUUAGCUACCUCAUGGGAACCGGCCAGCCGGCCAGCCUGAGCCCCCACCCCCUCCACCUUGCCCCUCCUCAGAGUAUCUUUUGAAGUGGUUGAAUUGUAGAAAUGGGUAUCUGGUGGGCUGGAGGGGUGGUGGGGACGGGGAGAAGGUGAGGAAGGUUCACUGGCUGACACCUCAUAUCUCAGCAGAGAAGCCUAUGAUGGCCACUCAGCCUUAUAAAGCAGGGUUUGGUUUCUACCUUCAGAGAGCCAUGUGUGGUUUGUUUUAGGCCUUGGUGCAGUGAUUGAGUCACAGCUCAAGAGGAGAAAACAUACUGAACAUAUUUGGGCCUGAAGUCCCUUGCUCUGUAAUGACUCUGAAAGUCAUUAUUUCCUAAGGUUUCUUCGUCCCUCCUCCUCAACCCCCUGUCCUGAGAAGCAACUUUCAGGAACCUUCAGACUUCCUCAGUAGAUAGGCAGAGGCCAUGGCAUGCUGAACCGAUUUCCUGUCAUCCUAGUCUUGGGGGCGUCACCACCUCCAGAUCAUUUGUGCUUCAUAUACUCACCCAGCCAAUAGCGCUAGAUCUUCCUACUCUGACCUUACAUCACUCCUUGUUCAACCUUCUGGACUGCUCUCUCAUGGAUGUUACCUCUUCAGCUCUUGGCUUUCUGUGAGAUGAGAGUUUCUGUGAACUUUAUGAAUUUCCCAUGGCCUUAGUAAAGGAGCCCAGAUAAUCCCAAUUGCUGUUGCUUUGUCCAUAUUUCAGAGGGUGCAAUCCAAGAGGAGGGUAGAAGGAGCUGUGGUUUGCCCUGAUUUCCCAAUUUCCCAGGUUGCUAGGGCAGACUGGUGGCCUGGCAGGUGGGUUUUAGGAGUAGUCACUGCUGUGGAAUGGGCUUCCAGUCAGGCUCCAGACUAAACUCUUGUGCUCUGAACUGGAUCUGCCUCCGUCCCCAAGAUUCAGUAAACAGUGAGUUUUCAAUUAAUGCUGACCCCCACUGCGUGAACUGUACGUACGGAGAUCUCACAGGACACGCACAGCUUAACCAGAACCUCUACUUCUCUCCUGGGCUAGAGUGGAGCCCCGGGGGAAGCCAAGGUGGGAGAGUUUAGAUCAGAAAGGAUGUUUUCUCUUGGGAUAUGAUCCUCCUUAACUGGACACUUCCUGGUUGUCCCUCGCCCCUCUCCCCAGCCCUACAGUCCCUUUACUUCAUUUUUCUAGCAGUGGGGCCCAACACAAGCCAACUGGUCCCCUAAUUCUGACACUCAAAUUUUCUCUUUUGCGUAUCAGGCAGGAAGCUCUGCUCAUGGUCUCAUCCUGGGCUUUCUCUGCCUUCAUUUUUGAGCUUUGCAGAGAUGGAAAUUACGUGGCUUCAUGGCUCCAGGAUUUCUGUGGUGAGUUGGGAUGGAGCUCUGGAAAAAUCACUGAGAGUCCUGACUGGGUUCAAGGCCACAUAGUUAAUGUGUGAAGGUCAUGUUGACAGUUGUGAAGAAAGCUUGAUGGCACAAAGUCCAGGGACAUUGCUGCUUAGUGGUAAGAACUUCAAAGUCAGGCCCGCAAGAGAGGUCCUGGACAGUCCUGUUAAAGCUCUUCUGAUAGAAUUGAAGCCAGCUCCCUCUUGCCCUAUGUGGGUGCAAUAUUUUAGUGCAAAUAUUAAAACAAACUUUGUGACAAGGUAAUAAGCAGCCUUCCUAAGAAAACUAGCCACCUGCUUAAGCAGUUCUAUUGUGGCUGAUCCUCUGGUGCCAGGGGUUAGGUGUGGAGGCCUGACUGAGCUGUGCUACUCCCUGGCAACCAGCUUCAAUUCUUUGCCUUCUGAGAAUCCCCAGAUGGUACAACCAAUCCAUUUCCAUUCCCAUAACUGCAGAGGGACCAGCAUUGUAGCACGAUGGGAAGCAGGGCAGUGGGCAGCAGGGAAGGGCUUCGGAAAUUAAAUGAGUGAUGAAAAUAGAAUAUUCUUAGUAGAUUAAAACAUGUUUGCACAUACUUAUAAUUUAAAAUUUUCAUCACCUUUGAGUAUCUAAUAGGUGUGAGUGUGUUGCUGGGUAGGAGAAAGGAAUGAGGUGUGUGUAUCAUACUUCCCUUUCAACCUUGAAAGAAAGUUAAAUCUUGCUUAUUCAGCAUCCAGCAUAAUAUACUUAGCAAUGAAUACCCGCAAUAUAAGGUAUUUGGCUAAAUAAGGAAUUUGGGGGAAGCAAUGAGAUUUGGGGGAAAGUUUAAAUUUGAGGGUAUAGUAGAGUAAAUGUUUGUCAGUACAUGUCAGUUUUUACCUAACUUGGUAAUAUACCCAGUCCCUGUUUGGAGAAAGGGGAGUGAGUGCUCCUGAGUCAAGGAAUGAAGUGUACAGGGUAUUUCUGAGACAGUGGAGUAAGGAUUUGGGAUAUUGGGGCAAGGACAGUGGUCAUUGUUUAUUCAAUUCAAAUUCACUCAAGGUUGAUCAGAAACUAAGGAACUUAGAAUGAAUACUUAAUCAAGAGGUGGCAUGGCGAUAGGAAAAGAACAUAGACCUUGGAGUCUGACCUUGGGUACAGACCUCAGUUCUGCUGUGUAGACUUGGGCAUGUCAUCUAAGUUUUUAGUCUGUUUUUAAAUAAUGAGAACUUAAUACCUACAUUGCAAGGUUGUGAAAAUUAAGCAAAACAUAGUAAAAGCACCUAGAACGUAGAGAGGACUUAAUGCACGGCUUUUCCUUUCUCCAUUUGCUAUCCAAGUCCAGUUCUUUGGGUAGGGAAAGGCAGGCAAGAAGUGUAAAACCCUUUCCACGAGGGAAUGAAGCAGCUGUAGAAACAUUACAGAAGUGAAGAAGGCCAGAACAGGGCCUUCACCCCUACCUUCACCCCAGUGCACACAGAAACCCUAUCACCAUUAUUCAGUCUACUGUUUCACUCUUUGUGGAGGAUUUAUUUCUUUGGUUAAAUAUUUCACAGACAAAAAACAAAUUAAAAGUAUGCGAAUUGGGGUUCUUCAGUCCUAUUCUGUGAGAAGUUUUGAUAAGAAAGGGAAGCAGGGGAGCACCAGGUGCAUGGGGGCUGGAGAUGAGGAGCAGGUACAGAAAAGAGAGACCUUGAACUGGAGCCAAAGAGGUACCGACGAAACAGCUGUGCCAAUGGACACUUGUUACAGGUAUGUUCUUAUGACUUUAGGCUAUUUAGUUGAGGGUGAUUGUCCCUCCUGUCACCCUAGCGAACUUGGCCUUUUAAAUCCCCCUUUGGCAGUAUGCACCCUCGUUAAUGUCAGGCUCCUUUGACUUGACUGUUGAUCAGCUUUGGAGCAUUGAGAGCUGAAGCAGCCUCAUGUUGUUCUUGGCAGAUUUCUCAGAGGUAGAAUAUACAUGAAGGAUCAAUAGCAAGGUCAGCGUUUACCAAAACCCAUUUGUGCCUUAAUUUUUAUAAUGGACUAAGACACGUGGAAUGCUAAGGACUGUCAUGGAGAAAUCUAACACAGUUUUGAAAAAAUAAUGUCUAAGUUUCAACUGGUAAAGUGGGGAGACCAAAGGCUACUUCGUAGGGUGGUUACGAGGGUUCAGUGAGGGGUGGGGUAGCGGGAUGUCCAUAAAGCACCUAGCAAAGUGCCUGAUACAUAUAUAGUGCAGAUUUUACAUAGAUUCUAAAACAGAAAAAAUCCAAAACAGUAACAUCACCAAAAACAUUUUCAUAAAGUAACAAUAACAUGCUAUGUAACAGCAUGUUACUAUUACAGGGGUAUUAUGAGACUAUUACAAUAGCAUGUUGCUGUUACAAAACAGUGAUAAAAAACACUUUGAUUCUGAACAUGGAACAGCAAACUAGGUAAUUUAGUCAAGAUUAUUAGAAAGAUUGGAGCCCUUAACAUUAGUUGUCAGAGAAGUGCAAUUAAAACUAUAAUGAUGCAGGCUGAGAAGCCAAUGGGGUAAAGCUACCAUCUGUGGGGUUAUGACUGAACUUCUAAAUAAGAAUCCCACAAAGGCAGAACCAUAAGGGCAAGUGUGGCUAAGCCUCCUUUGGCUGACCCCACAGUUCCUGCUGGAUGCAGGCAGCCCUCCCUCCGCCAUGAGGCCUGAGCAGAGAGCCUCUAGUCCAGAUGGAGGGGGCUGCUCCCUCACAUGUCGCAUUCCUGGGGAACCUGGUGCUAAACCAUUCGUAGACAAUCUGCUUCUGGGUCAAGUUUGCUGUGUCAUGGAACAGCUCCCUCACAGAUCUAUCAAAAGUCAGCCCUCAACAUAAAGAGUUUGGGAAAAAAUUAAAAGGCUAAAUUAAAAAAAAAGCAAACCCAGAAAACAAAAGGAAAAGGAAAACUACGAGGAGACACCACUUACACAGUAGAAUAGUUCAAAUAACUGAAAAUAUCAAGUGUCUGAGAAUGUGGCGUACAUACAUUGCUGGUGGGAAUGCAAAGUGGUACAUUGGAAAACAGCUUGGUAAUUUAUUACAAAGUGAAACACACUCAGCAUAUGACCCAGCAAUUCACUCCUGCUUGCAAAUGUUCACAGCAGUUUUAUUCGUAAUAGCAAAAACUUGGAAACAACCCCAGUAUUCAGCAACUGGUGAAUGAAUAAACCAAUUGUGAUACAUCUGUUCAGUACUACUUAGAUAUAAAAAAGAAUGAACUAACACAGGCAACAACAUGGAUGAAUCUCAAAAGCAUGCUAAGUGAAAGAAGCCAGAAACAAAAGACUACAUACUUUAUGAUUCCAUUUAUAUAACAUUCUAGGAAAGGCAAACUAGUGACAGAAAGCAUAUUAGUGGUGGCCAAGGACUAUAGAUGAUGGAGGGGAGUGGCUGUUGAGGGGCACAUUGGAAAUAUUCUAUAUCUUGAUUGUGAUGGUGGUUAUAUGAUUGUACAUUUGUUGAAACUCUGAAUUAUACACUUAAGAUGGAUGAAUUUUAUUGUAAGUAAAGCUGACUUUAAAAAGGCCAACAAGAUAGCAUUUCAUGAUGCAUAUGCAAGUUAAAACCACAAUGAAAUAACUCUAGAAUAGUUAACAUUUAAAAGGCAGCCAAGACCAAAUGUUGGAGAGGAUGUACAACAAUUGGGACUUUCAUAUAUAAUUGUUGUGAGUGUAAAAUGGUACAAUCACUGUGAAAGUUUCUUAUAAGUUAACACAUAUUUACCUGUGACUCAGCAAUUCCACUUCUAGAUAUUCUCUCCUGGGCUUGAUCAAAUCAUAUGUCCCGCCAAUUGUGUAUUGUGGCUUUUUAAUAAUAACAAAAAAUUGGAAACAACUCAAAUGUUCUCAACAGAAAAUCAGAUGAACUAUGGUUUGGAAUGCUAGGCAAUAAAAAGAAGCAGACCCACUGAUUUAUGCGACAUGAAUGAAUCUCAGAACUGUGUUGAGUGAAAGAGGGCAGACACAAAAGAAUACAUAUUGUAUAGUUCUGUUUAUGUGGAAUUCAAGAACAGAGGACACUACCCUAUGGGGAUUAAAGUCAGAACAAUGGUUCCCUGUGGGAGUUAAUGGUAUAGUAAGAAAAGGGGCACAAAGGAACUUUCUUGAGUUAUGGUAAUGCUCUGUUCUUGAUUGGGAUGUUGUAGAUGAUACACUAGUUAAAACUCAUCAAAUUGUUCCCUUAAUACCUAUGCAUUAAAGAUAGCAAUUGUUUAAAAUAGAGGUGAAAUUGAGGUAACAUAAAAUUAGCCAUUUUAAAGUGAUAACUGAGUGGUAUUUAGUAUAUUCACAGUGUUGUGCAACCACCACCUCUAUCUAGUUUCAAAACAUUUUCAUUAACCUAAAAGGAUACCAGGGCCCUACUUUCCUCCCCCCAGCCCCUGCUUUUGUUUUUCUGUUUCUAUGGAUUUACCUAUUGUGGAUAUUUCAUAUCAGUGGAAUCAUACAGUAUGUGAUCUCUUGGUGUCUGACUUCUUUCACUUAGCAUGUUUUCAAGGUUCAUCCACUUUGCAGUAUUUAUCAGCACUUCAUUCCUUUUUAUGGCUGAAUAAUAUUACAUUGUAUGUAUUUACCACAGUUUAUCCGUUGAUCCACUGAUGAGUAUUUGGGCUAUUUCUGUGUUUUGGCUAUUGUGAAUAGUGCUGUUGUGAACAUGAUUUUGAGUAUGUGUUCAUGUUGUAUAUAUGUUUUUGAGUACCUGUUUUCAGUUCUUUUGGAUAUUCUAUUAAUUUGCUAGGGCUGUUGUAACAAAGCAUCACAAUUGGAUGGCUUAGAACAAUAGAAAUUUAUUGUCUCAGUUCUGGAGAUUAGAAGCCUGAGAUCAGGGUGUCAGCAGGGUUUGUUCCUUCUGAGGACUAUGAGGGCGAAUCUGUUCCAUGCCUCUCUUCUAGUUUCUGGUGGUUUGCUGGCAAUCUUUGGUAUUUCUUGGCUUGUAGACUCAUCACCCUGAUCUCUGCCCUCAUAUUCGCACGGCAUGUUCCCGUGUCCAUAUCUGUGUCCAAAUUUCCCCUUUUCGUGAGAAUUCCAGUCAUACUGGAAUAGGGCCCACCCUACUCCAGUAUGACCUCAUCUUAACUAACUACAUCUCUGCGCUGUUCCCUAAAAAGGUCACAGUAUGAUCAGUACUUCAACAUAGUAUUUAGGGGCACACAGUUCAACCCAUCACAAGCAUAUACCUAGGAGUGGAGUUCCUAUGUCAGAUUGGCUACUGAUAAUGCUAUGUUAAUGAUGUUAUCAGUCUGAGUUUGCAGCUCUCUGGAAUAAUUAUGAUAGCCGUUGAAGUAUAUGGUAUAUUUAGGGUUUGUAGUUCCCUGAUGCCUAUAUCUGGGAGAUUAUUUUUCCCAAAGGUAGCUGCAACACACAUGCAAUUCUACAACUGACCAUGCCACUCUUUCAUCAGGAAGUGGAGUCUAAUUUCCUUCGCCUUGAAUCUGGGGGAGCACACGACAGCUCUGACUGAAAGAGCGUAGCAUCACUUUUGAAGCUGGGUCAUAAAAGAUCAUGCAGCUUCUGCCUUAUUCUUUGGAACCUUCAUGCUUGCAGUCCUGAGCUGCCACAUGGUAAAUCCUACCCUGCGGCUGCCAUGCUAUGAGGAAGCCAAGCCACAAGGAAAGGCCAUGUGAGGACACUCUGGGCAACAAUGCUUGUCUCUGAGUCAUCAGGCACUUCCGGAUUCUUCCAGCCCAUGGCCUUUGUGUCUUCCAAGCUGAGGUCUCAGACAUAGAACAAAAACAAGUCAUUCCCACUAUGCCCACUCCAAAUUCCUGAUCCCCAGCCUCCAUACCCAUAAUAAAAUGAUUGUUGUUUUAAGUUGCUACAUGUUUGGGCAGUUUGUCAUGCAGCAAUAGCAAAAGUCUAACAUAAAUUUUUGGUUUUACUGUAUAGUACUAGAAUGUUAGAACACUUUAGCUCCAUUUACCCCUUCCUGUCUUUUGCAUUAUUAUUGUGAUAUUGUGAUUUAUAAGAAAUACACAUUUGGUCAUUCAGAUGACCAAAAUAUAUUUCUCAUACACAUUUGGUCUUCAUCCAUGGUUCUGGGCUCACAGGUCCCAAGCCUCUUGGAAUGUCCUGAGUGAUAAGAGCAAUAGGAGAAUCUUUUGUUAUAGUAUUUGGUCUCUUGUCCACAGUUCCUGAAAAUGCUUUAGAGCCAUAAAGGUGAAAUGCUUGUCUUGCUAGUCAUAACAAGCUCCUUUCCACCACAACUAUUUAUGUUAGUUAGGUGGCUUUUGGAAAGCACCUAUGGAUGAGGGCUGGUUGAAAGGGGAACCAAUCAUGCGUAGAGGUUGGAACUUUCAGUUCCACCACCUGAUUUCCAAGGAGGGGCUGGAUGUUGAAUCAAUCACUGAUGGCCAAUGAUUUAGUCAACCAUGCCUAUGUAAUGAAGCCUCCAUAAAAAUCCAAAAGGAGGGCUUUCAGAGAGUUUCCAGGUUGGGGACCAGAAUGCUUCCAUGUGCCACCAUGCCAGGGCCAAAGUCCAUGGAUAUAGAAACUCCUUUGUUCCAGACUUUGUUCCAGCCGGCCCCUUCAUCUGUUGAUUUGUAUCCUUUAAUAUCCUUUCUAAUAAACCAGUAAUCUAAUGAGCAAA
Vicugna pacos (alpaca) is the source of this 11888-nucleotide messenger RNA. RefSeq names its product tubulin tyrosine ligase like 4 (gene TTLL4). Lineage: Eukaryota; Metazoa; Chordata; Mammalia; Artiodactyla; Camelidae. The record is from RefSeq and is a predicted model, not a curated record. Gene Ontology annotation, molecular function: tubulin binding; tubulin-glutamic acid ligase activity. Gene Ontology annotation, biological process: microtubule cytoskeleton organization; protein polyglutamylation. Gene Ontology annotation, cellular component: ciliary basal body.